AUGGUUUUAUUUCCAUCUAUAAAUAGAUUAGCAAAUCCAAAUACUGGUGCUGGAUUAACAAAUAAUCGUAGAAGAAGGUUAUUUAUUCCACCUUCAACUCAAUAUCCUUUAUUUAUUUAUGGUGAAGGUGAUGAUCAACGCUCAUUUUUAUCAUUAAUUGAAAAUGGUAGUGAAAUAUUUGAUAAUGAUGAUAAUAGUGAUGCUGCAAGUGUAAGUACAUCAAGAUCACUACCAUCUUCAUUAAGUUCUGCUCAAACUACUGAAGAUCAAGAAAGUUUUCACUCAUGGUUAGUUGAAGAACAUCAAAGACGAAUAUCAGCUGCAAAUUCGCCCAUUGCAAGUGAUGAUGAUGAUAUAGAAUUUGCUUUAGCUAGAAGGCGAUCAAGUACUGUAUCUUCAAAAAUUGAUUUUUUAAAUUUAAAAACAAAUUAUAUCAUUGAAUUGAAUACAUUAAUUAGGCAUUCGAUUCCAUUAAUUUUAACAUUUAUAUUAGAACAUAUUUUUUCAGUUGUUUGUUUGGUGGUGGUUGGUAAAUUAGGUACUAAUGAAUUAGCUGCUGUUUCAUUAGCUACAAUGACUUCACAAAUUACAUUUGCAAUUUUUGAAGGUGUUGCAACUGCUCUAGAUACAUUAUGUCCACAAUUUUAUGGUGCUGGAAAUUAUGAAAUUAUGAGUUUAUUUGUACAAAGAUGUAAUUUAUUUGCCAUGAUUUUAUUUCUACCUUGUGCUAUAUUUUGGUGGUUUAGUCCAUAUGUUUUAAAAUUUAUUAUUGAUGAUUCUGAAGUAGUUCAAUUAACUGCUCAAUUCUUAAGAGUUUUAAUUAUUGGUGCUCCUGGCUAUAUAUUUUUUGAAAUUUCAAAAAGAUUUUUACAAGCUCAAGGUAUAUUUGAAGCAAGUACUGGUAUUUUAUUUAUAAGUGCUCCGAUAAAUAUUUUUUUAUCAUGGUUUCUCGUAUGGAAUGAAAGAUUUGGAGUUGGAUUUAUUGGUGCUUCAAUUGCAACAUCUAUAAAUUUUUGGUUAAUGUCGAUUUUAUUGAUACUUUAUGUGAAAUAUAUUGAUGGUUCAAAAUGUUGGUAUGGUUUAGGUAGUGUUCAAGAAUUAUUUAGUGAUUGGGGGAUUAUGAUUCAAUUGGCAAUUCCAGGUGUUGCAAUGCUUGUUAGUGAAUAUUUAGCUUAUGAAAUUAUGACUUUAUUUGCAUCAUAUUUUGGUACUGUUCAAUUAGCUGCUCAAAGUGCAGUAUCAUCAAUUGCAUCAUUAACUUAUAUGAUUCCAUUUGCAGUCAGUAUAGCAGCAACAACUAGAAUUGCAAAUUUUAUAGGUGGUCAAAACAUGUCAGGAGCAGUAAUAGCGACUAGAAUCUCAUUAAUUAUUGGAUUGAUUGUAUCAAUAUCAAAUUUUGUAAUUUUGUUCGUAUUUAAAUCUCAAUUGGCAAGAAUAUUCAGUGAUGAUCCAAAAGUUAUUAAUCUAAUUGAAAAUUUAUUACAUCCAUUAGUUGCAAUUUUACAAAUAUUUGAUGGUAUGGCAUGUUUAAAUAGUGGAAUUUUAAGAGCUCAAGGUUUACAAAAAAUCGGUGGGAUUAUUAAUUUUACUGUCUAUUAUAUAUUUGCAUUACCUUUAGCUUUAAUAUUAAGUAAAGUAUUUGAAUUUAAAGUUUUUGGAUUAUGGUUAGGUAUUGGAAGUGGUAUGAUUUUAAUUGCAUUAAGUGAAGGUAUUGUAAUUUUAUUUAGUGAUUGGGACCAAAUUUUAUUACAAGCUGGUUUAAUUAACGAAAGUGAUGAUAAUGAUGAUGACUUAUAA
This is a messenger RNA of Insectozyma verbasci, 1797 nucleotides long. NCBI's taxonomy places the organism in Eukaryota, Fungi, Ascomycota, Pichiomycetes, Serinales, Debaryomycetaceae. The record is from the annotation of a GenBank genome assembly.